Molecule: messenger RNA, 2522 nt
Organism: Marmota monax (woodchuck)
Lineage: Eukaryota; Metazoa; Chordata; Mammalia; Rodentia; Sciuridae
Gene: Drc1
Product: dynein regulatory complex subunit 1
Exons: 17
Coding region: 58-2337 (759 amino acids)
Biological process (GO): cilium-dependent cell motility; regulation of cilium movement; axonemal dynein complex assembly
Cellular component (GO): axoneme; axonemal dynein complex
Source: RefSeq, a predicted model, not a curated record
CUUGUUCCUAGCAACCAGGAGGCGUCCGGGCGGAGCUGCCAAGGGAAGGCUCCUGCCAUGAAUCCGAGUCCGUCAGAGUCCAUAGGGGUCCUGGAUCAGACUGUGGAAGAACGCUUAUCCACCCAAAAUCUCGAGCCCUCUGUUAAUUCUGAUAACCCGCAGGAGCGGAUCCAGGCCCGGCGCCUCCGCAUCGCGGCGCGCCUGGAAGCCCGGAGACGGGAGGCGCUUGGAGAGUAUAUAGAUGGGAAGAAGGAGAGUGAGGAAGAUCAAAGCAAGAGUUACAAACAGAAAGAAGAAAGCAGAUUGAAAUUGUCUAAACUGCUGCUCAGUGGCACUGAAUUGGUGACAAAUAUCCAGGUGGCUGCAGAUAUCAGAGAGAUCCACAGGAGAGUUGAAGAAGAGGAGAUAAAGCGCCAGAGACUUGAGAAGCUGGAGAAUGAAGUUAAGAACAGCCAGGACAAAUUUGAUGAAAUCACCACCAAGUGGGAGGAGGGCAAGCGGAAGCGCAUUCCCAAGGACCUGUGGGAGAUACUCAACACUCAGCAGCUACACUGUGCAGAGCUGAUAGAGGACAAGAACAAGCUUAUCAAUGAAUUGCAGCAGGAAUUAAAAGUAAAGGAUGACCAGUAUGUGAAGGACUUGAAGAAACAGUCAGAUGACAUCAGUCUGCUUUUGGAGAGGAUGGAAGAACAGGUGAAGGACGUAAUGAAGUCCUUUCGUCAGGAGCUCUCUGUCAUUGAGAAAGCCUUUGAGUUGGAACGACAAGAGCUGCUGACCAGUAAUAGGAAGAAGUGGGAGCGGGCACUGCAGACCCACAACUCCAAAGAGCUAGAGUAUCUCAUCAACCGCAUUAAGAGAGUGGAGGACUACGAGAAGCAGCUGAACAAGCAGCGGAUCUGGGACUGUGAAGAGUACAACAUAAUCAAGAUCAAGCUGGAGCAGGAUGUGCAGAUUCUUGAGCAACAGCUUCAGCAGAUGAAAGCAACUUAUCAGCUAAACCAAGAGAAGUUGGAGUACAACUUCCAAGUGCUGAAAAAGAGAGAUGAGGAAAGUACAGUUAUUAAAUCCCAGCAAAAGAGGAAGAUCAAUCGCCUGCAGGAUGUACUCAACAACCUGAGAUCAAAAUAUGCCAAGCAGGUAAAGCAUUUCCAGGAGGAGAACCAUUCUCUGACUUCAGAAUACAAGCGUCUUGUGAUACAGUUCAAGGAGCUACAGAGAGCCAUGAGACAGUUUGCUAUUAUUGAUGCUGAGAAGUUUCGAGAGAUUUGGCUGAUGAAUGAAGAGGAGGCGAAGGGGCUAAUAGGCAGAGCCUUUGAUGUGGACAGGAUCAUCCAUAUGCAGCAUCUGGGUCUCCCCUGGACAGCACCUGAUUUCUGGUUCCUGAAGAAUGUGGGGCCUAUUUCCCAGCAGCCACAGAAGACCGCCAAACAAAUAGUAGAAGAGGUGCUGAAGCAAGCAGGUGAGGAUGGCUUAGAAGAGAAUGCCUCAGAAUCCUCUUACCUGGACCUGCCCAAGCAAGUUUCAGCAAAAACUACCAGAAAGAUCCUGAUGCUCCUAUGUGAUGAGUCGGGUUUCCUCAUAGAGAGCAAGCUGUUGAGCCUUCUCCUUCCCCUGGAGAAGAACGAAUGCUAUCUGCUGAAGUUGGACGCCAUCUUCUCAGCUCUUGGAAUCGAGAGCGAGGAUGACUUGUAUAAACUGGUGAAGUUCUUCCUUGAAUACCGAACCCAUCAUUUAUCUUCCAGCCAGAUCGGCUCCUGGACUCAAGCAAACUUGGAGCAAUCAAGCUUCAUGUCAGCUCUGGAGAGAAUGAGCUUGAUAUCAGCGACAGGGCUCGAGAAGAAUAUGAUGCGGGAGCCGGAGCAGGAGUCAGAGCAGGAGACGGAGGAGGCAGAGUCCUUGGAGGGGGAAGAGGAGGAGAGCUUUGUGGGCAGACAGCUGGAAGACAAGGAGGCCCCGCCUUCUCCCAAGCUUAUCCACCCCAAUGAGGUUCUCAAGGUUCUGGAGGCCUUUGUCCUGGGUCUGAAGAAACCCAGGAACAUCCGGGCAACAAUGAGAAUGGCAAAUUCUUCACGAGAUAACUCAAAGGACUCUGAUUAUUGGAAGGCCCUGACUACAGUUAUCCCUCCCUCCAAGCAGAACCUCUGGGAUGCUCUCUACACAGCCUUGGAGAAGUACCACCUCGUCCUGACCCAGAGAGCCAAGUUGCUGAUAGAAAACAAUUCUCUGGAGCAGCAGAACUCGGAGCUGCAGAUGCUGCUGCAGCAGUAUCUCCACUCCAAGAUAAACUCCGAACUGCAGAUUCCUCCGACUCAUGUGUUCCGGGUACCCACAAAAUAGAGGUGGACCUCAAAGGGCUGAUGUGCCCUAGCUGGCACUGGGGCUGGUGCCAGAGCUGGCACUUGUCAUCUAGUGAUCUGAGCCCACUCUAGAUUUUCCAGAGCUGUCUUAUAGGCUGUCAAAAUAAGUCAACAAGCGAGUCACCUGUUUCCUAUAGUUCUGAUUAAAGUUUUUUGAAAACUGUG